AUGUCUGAAGUGAAUCCCAACUCUCAAGAAGACACAUUACACCAUGAAGCUGUUGGCCAAGAUGUCGCUAUGGAAGUCAGUGAAUCGGAUGCUGCUGACAAUAAUGAAGAGCACACAACGCUUCCAGCCAGCUAUACUUCCCAAGAAGACCUCCCUGAGACUACAAGUGGAGAUGGGAUGGAACAAGAAUUAAAUAGUGCAAGAGACAGCAUGCCAGACAAUCUCUAUGAGCCAGAUACAGAAGACCAGGUGCUUGAUGAAAAAAGUUUGCAAUUAAACCUUGAUAUUGAGGAAAAGCAGCUUGAUCCUACUGAGCUGAUCCCCAAACCGCUACCCCCCCUUCUGUUUGCAGGUGUCUCCAUCAGUCAGGCGGCUGCUGAGGAGACACCCAUGCAUGCAGGUUCCCAGCUGUGCUGGCACCUAGCUGAAUUAAAUAGUGCAAGAGACAGCAUGCCAGACAAUCUCUAUGAGCCAGAUACAGAAGACCAGGUGCUUGAUGAAAAAAGUUUGCAAUUAAACCUUGAUAUUGAGGAAAAGCAGCUUGAUCCUACUGAGGUACUGGAGAAUACUGCAGAUGAAGAAUCGUCGAAAAAUGAAAGCGAUGAAUUGGAGGAUAUAAAUCUCCCCCAGCAGUCAGAUAUUAUUGUCCAGAAUGAAAGCUCACAACUGAGUGUUGUUGAAAGUCAGACACCAGAUACGAGAAACGCGGUAGACCCAGUUCCGGAGGAUAUGAAUGAAAAGACAGAUUUAGAGAAAACCAGUCCAUCAGAUGAAGACUCGUUGAUUUACACUGCAACCCCUCAGACUGCGUUUGAAGUAGAGAACGCACCUCCAAUCGAUAAACCACUCAACUUAGUAUGGUCAUUUGGGAUGAACAAUAAUAUUCCAAUUUAUAAUCUUCAUGAUGAAGAGCAUCAAGUGCUUGUUUAUGCGUGUGCUCACACAGCUGUCAUUCACGACUUCACUCUUAACCGCCAACGCCACCUACAGGGACACUGUAGUUGCAUUUCCUGCAUGUGUGUAAGUGAAGACAGGAGAUGGAUUGCCACAGCUGACUGUGGACCAGAGAGUCUUAUCAUUGUAUGGGAUUCAUUUUCUGGCAUCCCUGUCCAUACAAUAUUCCAGAGCCAUCCAGAAGGGGGAGUAGUUGCCAUAGCUAUGUCUCAGAAUGCUAAAUACUUGGCAACUAUUGGAGGAGAAACAGUUCAGAAAGUCUGUAUUUGGGACUGGACAAAAGGGUCUGAAACACCAGUCUGUUCUGCUGAGCUUGAUGGAGAAUUUGGCCUUCAGAAAUAUAUUAUAUUUAAUCCUCAAGAUCACGCACAACUAAUUACCAACAGUGAAACACAAGUGAUAUUUUACUCAUGGGAUAACUCCAUUCUGGAAUUUGCAGCUCCUCCACUGAAUGAUAAUACCUUUAACAAAGUUGUGGGAGCCUUUAGCCAAUCGGUUUUCCAUUCCGGUAAUGUAAGAUCCUUGACAGCUACAUAUGCAGGAAAACUGGUUGUCUGGGAGACCACAUAUCCCGCUUCGAUCAGAGCAAAAGCUUCCAUAAAGCCACAUAAUAAGAAAGCAUUAAAGCUGAUGCAUCUGCAGAAAGAUGCAAUUACUGUGCUCACUGCCCAUGACAGAUAUUAUGUCACUGGUGAUACUCGUGGACAUGUGAAAUUUUAUGACCAACAACUACAACUGCUAAACUGGUACAGCCAUCUUAAUCUUACUCCAAUCCGUUCCAUUUCUUUCUCAAAAUGCUCCCCUGUACCAGCAAGUGAUAAGACAAAAUAUCCUCAAGAUUGCUCUAUAAGGGGAAAUCAGUUUGCUGUAAGCAACUUUAUUGCAUCCACAUUGGAUGGUUUGGUGCUGCAUGUAUUUACAGAUGGUACAAUGCUGAAAAAGGUGUUACAAGAGCCCAGUGAAGCUGUGCAUGCGCUUGCCUGUCACCCUGGCAAGACACAAAUUGCCAUUGGAAGUUACAAUGGAAUCUUGAAAGUCUGGGACUACAAAGACCGAAACUGUUUCAUCAGCAGAAUUUUUGGCAGAGGCAAAUAUUUCCAGUGCCUUUCAUAUGAUCCUAAAGGGUUCUAUUUAGCAGCUGGCUGUACAGAUGGAAGCGUACAUAUACUGGAUGCUGUGACUCUGGAAGAUGAAACUAAGGAAACAUUCAAGUAUGCCAGAGGAUCAAUAAUUCAUAUCUGUUUCUCUCAUGAUUCACGCUAUUUGGCUACAGCUGAUAAAGAGUUCACAAUCACAGUGUUUCAAUUGACUAAACAAAAUGGAUAUACAGUCUGGGAAUACCUAGGCAGGAAUCGAAGUCACUAUAGAGCAAUACAGAAUAUAAUAUUUGGCAUUCACCUGGACAGCAAUGAACCUAGACUUGUGUCCCUUGGAAGGGAUCGGAUGUUGGUGGAAUAUAAUCUUCUCAAGAGCAGUAAAGACAAUCUAGUCAUUGAAAGCAGUGAGCGCAUAGAUCAGAGUGCCGUUCCACAGUGUUUAGUAUGGUACCCUCCUUUAACAAAAGAAAGUUUUAUCCUUAUUGCUAAUGAUCAGUAUAAAAUGAAACUGUACAACACAACUACCAAAAUGUGCAGAAAGACCCUCUUGGGUCCAACAUUUGGAUCUCCUGUAAGAAAAAUGGAAGUGUUCCCUUGCAAUGAUCAAUAUGCAAGUAAAGGCUACCUGGCAUAUAUCACAGAUGAUAAGGUUGGCCUUCAGAUCCUGCCAAUUGAUGGGAACCCACACAAGUCAAUGGCUCUCAUUUGCCAUCCAGAUGGGGUAGCCAAUGUUGUCUGUUCACCUGAUGGGCAGUAUGUGUUUACUGCUGGAGGAAAUGAUUGCACAGUAUUAAUGUGGAAAACAAACUUUCAGUCUUUGGAGGCCGUUGCUUCCCUUGGGGGUGAUGAAUUAACACCUUUCUAUGGAAUGCUGCCUGGGGGAAGGGAUGGAGCUUUAUUCAAGGAGCUGGAAGAUUACUUUUAUUAUGCUCAACUGCGUAACCAGGGUAUUGAUACAAUGGAGACCAGACAAGUUUCAACACAUAUUCCCUUGAAAGAAGUUCCUUUCAUCAUGCGAGCACUGGGAUAUUAUCCAACAGAGCAAGAGGUGGAAAAUAUUUUAAAUGAAAUCAAGUUUAGUGAGUAUGUAAACACUGGAAAACAAGUCAACCACAUAAACCUUGGGGACUUCAUAAAGCUCUAUAUAAACCACAGACCUGCAUUUGGAUUACGCCUAAAUGAGCUACAACGGGCAUUUCAAGUUCUUGGUUUCACUAACAAUAAAGGGGAACUGGCUGUAAACAGAGGAGAUUUACUGCAACUUCUGCAGACAAGAGGUGAGCAUAUGACCGAAGAAGAGCUUGCAGAAUAUCUUACUACCUUGUUGGGAUUAAAUCCAGAAGGUGGAAGUUCAGAAUUGGCAAUCUAUAAUUCUACAGGUGCACCGGAAUUGCUUGAACAAGAAAUCCCAGAGGAAAUCACAGCGGAUCUGUUGGCUGUGGAGAUUCUUGGUUUACCAGUCCAUACAGAUGACAGGAAUGAAGAGCCCUCUCCAAUUCCAGAGGCUGCAUCAUGA
Molecule: messenger RNA, 3567 nt
Organism: Nanorana parkeri
Lineage: Eukaryota; Metazoa; Chordata; Amphibia; Anura; Dicroglossidae
Gene: CFAP251
Product: WD repeat domain 66
Exons: 24
Coding region: 1-3567 (1188 amino acids)
Cellular component (GO): sperm flagellum
Molecular function (GO): protein binding
Source: RefSeq, a predicted model, not a curated record